CCUUCUAUCUCACGUCAGUCUCUCUCUCUCUCUCUCUAUAUAUAUAUAUAUAUAUAAGCAAUAUCAUCCAUAGCCAAAACCAACCUUCUAAGUUAGGACUUAGAACACCAUCCCAUUCUACCUUUUUCUUCUUCUUCGAUCGAUCUGCCUCCAUUUCUUAUAAGUAUUUAUAUAUAUACAUAUAUAUUGAUUGAUGGGAGAUAACAAUGUCAACCUACCCCCCGGUUUCCGAUUCUACCCUACAGACGAAGAGCUUGUAGUUCAUUUCCUUCAUCGUAAGGCCACUCUCUUACCCUGCCACCCAGAUGUCAUUCCCGAUCUUGGUCUCUAUCCGUAUGAUCCAUGGCAACUUGAUGGGAAAGCUUUGGCGGAGGGUAACAAGUGGUACUUCUACAGCCGGACGACGCAAAAUAGAAUGACAAGUAACGGCUACUGGAAGGCAAUGGGCAUUGAGGAACCGGUCAUCAGUAGCUCUGGCAACAACGUUGGUGUCAAGAAAUCUUUUGUGUUUUGUGUCGGGGAUGCUCCUUCCGGCAUCAAAACCAACUGGACAAUGCAAGAAUAUGGUCUCUCAGAUUCCGCUGCUUCUUCCACCUCUACUACUAGAUCAUCCAAAAGAAGGGGCCAUUCAAAAAUAGAUUAUAGUAAAUGGGUAAUCUGCCGAGUGUAUGAGCGUAACGAAGAUGACGACGGAGGAGCAGAGCUGUCAUGCUUGGACGAAGUUUUCUUAUCAUUGGAUGAUCUGGAUGAGAUUAGUUUGCCAAAUUAGGAUCCUAUAACAGUGAUCCAAGUGGCGGUCCGUCUUAUAAUGCUUUUAUCCAAAUGUACAACUUCAUUAAUUAAUUAUUGCAAAUUAGUGAAAUCAUAUGUAUCUAAAUACCAUUCGCACUUCAAGUGGCCGGCAUCAUCUUUUAUAUUUUUGGCUUCACUACAAGAUACAAUGCCCUCUUUAAUUUUAAUCCCUCGCUCUUUGUCCUAUGAUGAAAGUUUUGAACUAUGUUGCGAGAAUAAAUUAUUUAAGCUCCA
Molecule: messenger RNA, 1026 nt
Organism: Corylus avellana
Lineage: Eukaryota; Viridiplantae; Streptophyta; Magnoliopsida; Fagales; Betulaceae
Gene: XND1
Product: xylem NAC domain 1
Biological process (GO): regulation of DNA-templated transcription; system development
Molecular function (GO): DNA binding
Source: RefSeq, a predicted model, not a curated record